AUGUCUCAAAUUAAAGUUUCAGGUUUAGACAUCAUGAAAGGAACUCUCAAUGCUAUUAAUGUGACCGCUAAUAUUAUAACACCUUUUGGUUCUUUGAUAUCAGGAAUAACUGUCCUUAUUUCUGAAAUUAUCCAAGUUUAUGAUGCAGCCCAAUGUAAUAAAAGAAUUUGUAAUGCAUUGUUAGAUCGUGUGCAAAGUGCCGAGUUUGUAUUGAAUUUACUAAAAAGAAAGAAACAAGAAAAUGAAGCUAAUUUUCGUAAAGAAAAAUAUUAUCAUUCUUUUCUUAGAUUUGAACUAGUGUCGCAACAAAUUAAAGAAUUUGCCAAAGAAGUUACACAACUUCAAGGAUUUGAAAAAAAUUUUAAGGCAAACACAGUUUCAAAAACAUUUACACAGUUAACCAAUGAUUUUGAUAAAGUAAUGAAAGAUUUAAAUUUCGCGAUAGCUAUAUCAAGUGAUGAGCAAAAAAAAAUUGAUCAGGAAAGUCUGAAGGAGGAUCUUGAUGAAAUGAAGGAGUUCCUUUUGCAAUUUAAAGGACAUUUUGACAACAAAUUUGGCACAGUAUUUGAACAAGUGUCAAUUAUGAAUAAACUAAUAUUAACUAAAGCUAAUAACAGUACUUCAAUAAUCAAUAAAAUUCAAGUACAAAAAAUUGCACCAAACGAAUUAAAAGAUCCUUUUCUGGGACAAAAGAAAGAUUUACAAGGUGUAACCAAAAAAAAAUUAUUUAAAGAUUACUUAGAUGUUGCCUGUAAACCUGUUACUCUUCCAAAAGAAG
Racocetra persica is the source of this 778-nucleotide messenger RNA. The record is from the annotation of a GenBank genome assembly. NCBI's taxonomy places the organism in Eukaryota, Fungi, Glomeromycota, Glomeromycetes, Diversisporales, Gigasporaceae.